AUGGCUCGCAGUCGAAGUAGAAGCCGAAGCCCGGCUCGUCGGAAGGAUCGACACCGUGACCGGGAUAGAGAAAGAGACCGCGAUCGCGAGCGUGACCGUGACCGCGACCGUGAGAAGGAGGAUCGUGAGCGGGAUCGCGACGACCGGGAGCGCUCUCGCAAGUCGAAAAAGUCGAAGAGGAGACAGCCAUCACCUAUCACUGUCGUUGCCCAAGAGCCAACUGUAAGUAAUGUGGGAAUCGACAUCAACAGCCUAAACCCCGAAGGACGAAAAUGGGUUGACGAUGAGGUGGCGCUGAGGGUCGAGGCCGUUGAGAAGACGCUGAAUGAGCGAUUCGUCCAACAGAAAAUCGAACUAGAGAAGCUGCUCAGAAUGCAGAUAGAGAUGGAGAUGAAGGAUGAAAUGAGGCGCAUACAGAAAGAAGGGGAAGAGCAGAGGAACAAAUGCGCCCAGCUCGAAAACAGCCUCAAAGAGAAAAUCCGUGCCGCUGAUGAAAAAGAAAGACAAUAUAACCUUGUAGCUCUCGUCGGAGAACCGUCGAUUCGAAGUGGGAUGCCUGACUUGAAGAAAUAUUGGAUCCAGACUGAGGAACGCCUGGCGAUGCUCGCGGAACGGAGUCAGCUGGAGAGGGAAAGGCGUGAUCUGCUAGAACAGAAGAACAACCUCAAAAAAGUAGAACAAAAAGCGAUCCUGAACACUGCUGGCUCCCGGCCUCCGAUCAAAUUUUCAUUUGGAAAA
Messenger RNA from Mesorhabditis spiculigera, 738 nucleotides. The record is from the annotation of a GenBank genome assembly. Lineage: Eukaryota; Metazoa; Nematoda; Chromadorea; Rhabditida; Rhabditidae.